Messenger RNA from Capronia epimyces CBS 606.96, 1650 nucleotides. RefSeq lists its product as uncharacterized. The record is from RefSeq and is a predicted model, not a curated record. Lineage: Eukaryota; Fungi; Ascomycota; Eurotiomycetes; Chaetothyriales; Herpotrichiellaceae. The transcript has 3 exons. The coding region runs from base 1 to 1650 and encodes 549 amino acids.
AUGUGUGUCACUCCAACUGAGCCUGAUAUCUCUAAGACCGCGGCUCUCGACUGGGAUAUCAAGGUCGAUUUUCUGGUUGCAGGAAGCGGCGCCGCCGGGCUCUCUGCCGCUUUGAAAGCGUCACGCCUCGGAUUGGUGCCACUCGUGGUCGAAGGCUCCAAGCUGUGGGGUGGGACGACGGCCUACUCUGCCGGCGGGGUCUGGGUCCCCAACAAUCCUCUUAUGCUGGAAGGCGGCAUGGAAGACUCAACGGAAGCGGCCAUGACCUACCUCCUGAACGUGGUCGGGGAGCCGACCCCGGAGAGCACGGUGGCGAGGCGACAGGCGUACGUGAGGGCCGGCGCUGAGAUGGUCAAGGAAUUCCGGGAAAGCGGCUUCCGUUGGUACAUGGCCCAAGACUUUCCCGACUACCACAGGGACGAAGGGUCUCGCAUUGGACGACACCUGUCAGGCGAAAUCUUCGAUCUCAACAAACUGGGACCCUGGAGAGACAGCAUGCGCGUGCGGCCUCAUCACCCCGAGCUCCCGGCGUAUCUAGACGAAAACGCGAAGAUGCUCAACGCUACCCGCACACGUAGAGGUUUCACCACGCUGGUCAGAGUGGCCACACGUAUACUUUGGGCGAGACUUCGAGGGGCCAGGCUCGCUUCCAUGGGUAUGGCGAUUUCUUCUCAACUGCUGUACGUUCUGCAGGGACUCGGAGUGGCAAUAUGGAGGAGCACGCCCGUGACCGGGCUGAUCACGGAGCAGGGAAGGGUGGUCGGGGUCACCGUACUCCAUGGGGAAAGCGGUCGACCGCUGCGGAUCCAAGCCACGCGUGGCGUGUUGCUCGCGCUCGGGGGAUUUGCGCGUAAUGACGCUCUUCGCAAACGAUACGGUCAAGCAUCAUCCAGGUUCGCCAUGGCCAAUCCCGACGACCAAGGCGCCGGGCUUCAACUGGGAGAAAGCGUGGGUGCCCAGGUCGCUCUCCUGGGCGGACGCUGGGGCAUCCCGAUCAUGUUUCCACCGGGCGAAACCCCCGUCUUCAAUGUCUGGGAGAGAGCGUCGCCACACAGCAUCAUGGUCAACAAGGCAGGGAAGCGCUUCACCAACGAAGCCGGCUCUUACCAGGAUGUAGCCAACGACAUGACCGAUCUCGGGCACGAUCCCUGCUGGUUGAUCUUCGACUCGUCGCACCGGAAAAAAUACGCCUUCGGCAACGCGCUCCCAGGGUUCACGCCCAAGCGGUACUUCCAGGAAGACUUCAUGGUCAAGGCCGAUUCUCUCGUCGAACUGGCCAACAAAUGUGAGUGGCGCUUCGACGAAUUUGCCGUUUCCGGCAUCGACGAAGACUUCCACCGAGGAGAGAACCCGUAUGACCGAUACUACGCCGACCCGACCCACCAGCCAAACAACUGUCUAGGGAAGAUCGAGAAGCCGCCCUUCUACGCAGUCCGCUUGUACGUGGGUGAUGUUGGCACCAAAGGUGGUCUCCGGGUGGACGAGCAUUGGCGAGUGCUGGGCCAGGGUGGCAAGCCGAUUCCUGGGCUGUAUGCAGCGGGAAACACGACGGCGACCCUGUUUGGUCGCCGGUAUCCCGGGCCGGGGGCAACCAUCGGCCCGGCCAUGAUAGGCGGCUUCAUUGCGGCGUCUCAUGCCGGUCAAGCUUAG